Molecule: messenger RNA, 351 nt
Organism: Hyalella azteca
Lineage: Eukaryota; Metazoa; Arthropoda; Malacostraca; Amphipoda; Hyalellidae
Exons: 3
Source: RefSeq, a predicted model, not a curated record
AUGAAGGCCGCUUACUUCAACUCUAAUCGUAUCAAGAACUAUUAUCAAGUCUUCCAUUUGUUAGACAAAUCUGAAAAGAUAAUUUUAGAACUGAGGGGAGAAGUAGAGCGUUUAACUAGCGUUAUAGAGAGCGCCGGCAGAGCGAGAUUACCGAGCACCGACAGCCUCUCCACGGACCAUCUCAACGCGACGCUCCAGGCGCUCAGACAACACAAUAAGAGUUUGGAGGAGCAGGUAGAGGAGCUACAGGCGCAGCUGCUGACGCGGGGCGUGGAGGAGGGGCGGGAGCUGGUGACGGCCGUCAGUGGCAACUCUCUGGCCGCUGAGUUCCAUGCCAUGACACAGGAGGAG